AUGCGGCGUCGACGUGCAAUGAUCGAAGAGACAGUUUUGGAAGAGUGUCCGGAACGCGGACUUAUACGCGAGGUGGAAGUUAUUCUAGUAAUAAACAAGCAUACCAUUCUAAUCAUAGCGACUUCACAAGUCCAUCGUCAAGCAGUAAAAGAGGCGUACGCGAUAGCCGGCCAAAUUAUCGCGCACCAUCAGGCCAGGGAAAGCGCGAAGCGGUCAAUGACAGAGUUCCCAGUCCAAGAUAUUCUUAUACUCUCUACACAAUCCUUAUAUGAUCCGCAACAACCAGAAGGGUAUCUCAAUUAUCGAUCAAACUUCACCAGUCGAGGACGUGGCGCGAAAGCCGACAUUGGCAGAGCACCGUCACCGGUUCGAUUUAAGCGCACGGCUCAGAUAAAUAAGAACGAGCGGUCAUCAAUGCGAGCCGAAGGGGGACAGCGGCGAAAUGUUGGUAAUCGGCGAAGAAACGAUUCUAUUAACAGCACUCAAAGCGAAUGCCUACCGCAGACAUCGGAUAGACUCCAUAUCGACACGAAUGUUGAGACGAGAAGUGUCGCCGGUGAUGCACCUCCAUCUCCCUCCUUGUCGUAUAUGCAGUUGUGUCAGUCUUUUGAAUCAAUUGGUUCGUUUGACUGGAGCCGAGAGGUGGAAUCAGAAUAUAACGCUAAGCAUGGUGAAGAAAAAGACGACCAUUCUACGAAUUAUCAAGAAAGGGGCGAAACUCUACACAAUGGCUCAGCGCACAAGGAUCUCCCCCAUGGAGACGGUCCCCACUCGAGUUUUUCCAUGCGAGGUAUUCUGAGAAUACCUCCUGGGUUGCGAAGUGACCGAGGAAGAAAUAGAAAUGGAACACCACAGCUGAUUAAAUCCAGCGCUGGAUACAGUGGUGGAGGUGAUGACGUUCACAAAGAGAAUAGAGGUGGUCGCCUGAUGGGCCGAGUCACAGUUGAUCGAUCACGAAGGGAACCGAAUGCAACGGAGGCCAUACCGCUUGCAUCA
Molecule: messenger RNA, 996 nt
Organism: Ostertagia ostertagi
Lineage: Eukaryota; Metazoa; Nematoda; Chromadorea; Rhabditida; Trichostrongylidae
Source: the annotation of a GenBank genome assembly